This is a messenger RNA of Ophidiomyces ophidiicola, 1428 nucleotides long. RefSeq lists its product as uncharacterized. The record is from RefSeq and is a predicted model, not a curated record. The transcript is spliced from 2 exons. Lineage: Eukaryota; Fungi; Ascomycota; Eurotiomycetes; Onygenales; Onygenaceae. Bases 1 to 1428 code for a protein of 475 amino acids.
AUGGCGCUGCCCCGCGCACUUCGUCAUUUGAACGCUCGAUAUGCUUCUACAGCAACACAAACAACAAAAGCUGCCGGAGACAUUUCGUCUGUUUUUCCUAGUCUAAGGCCUGACUAUAAACCAGAGCCUCUGCCUGACCGCUUUAAGUCACUCAAGGCGCAGAUAUUCCAGCGUAACGCCGACGCCUUAACGCGCAGCUGGCCCCGACUCCUUUCAAGCAUAAAGACUGAGGUUGACGAGGUUACUGUUCAAGGAAACAAGGUCAUCCCUUCAGUUGAUUUUCAGGACCUGAGCAGCGGAAAUGUCACCACCCAGACGCUUGCAGAUAUUCAACGACGAGGCGCGGUUGUCAUCCGGAACGUAUUAUCAAGGUCCUUUGCGCUGGACCUCAAACAACGGGCGAGAGACUAUAUAGCAGAGAACGAGGGCAAAGUUAAAGCAUUCCCUGCUGAUAAACCCACUGUCUAUGAGCUAUACUGGUCCCCGUCGCAGGUUGAAGCCCGCGCCCAUCCAAAUAUGCUAGCCACCCAGCGAUUCUUGCAUAGCUUGUGGCAUUCAUCAGACCCUUCCACGCCCGUGUCCUUCAAAUAUCCCGUUUCAUACGCAGACCGGCUGCGCAUUCGGGAGCCUGGAGACUCAAAAUUCAGCCUUGGGCCACACGCUGACGGUGGCUCUUUGGAACGUUGGGAAGAUCCCGAGUAUUCAAAAGUAUAUUCUGAGAUCUUAAGAGGCUCUUGGGAGGAGUAUGACCCAUUUGAUGCCAAGCAUCGUAUCAAAGCAAACAUGAACUUGUACAACGGAGCUGGUGCCUGCUCCAUGCUUAGGUUUUUCCAAGGUUGGCUUGCAAUGUCGGAUACUGGGCCGGGCGAGGGGACGCUUCGUGUGUGCCCCAUGAUCAAGCAGAGCACCGCAUAUACCAUUCUCCGCCCCUUUUUUGACACAAACACCUCAUCCCCCGUGAACGACUCGACCUUUCCCGGCGCCGUUCCAGGAGCUUCACAGGAGUACUCUGAAGAAAGCCACCCACAUCUGGAUCUUUCUACCACCAUGGUUCCCAUGCCCACUGUCCAGCCGGGCGACUAUGUCGCCUGGCACUGCGAUGCCAUCCACUCCGUUGACAAAGAACAUCGCGGGAAAGGAGAUUCCAGCGUUCUUUAUAUCCCUGCUGCUCCUCUCUGCGAAAUGAACGCCGAAUAUCUUAAAAAGCAAAGAGAAGCAGCACUUGCAUACUCCCCGCCCUGGGACUUCCCUGACGCCGGAGGCCCAGGUGAGCACGGCUUUCGUGGAACUGUUGACUGGUCCAGCCUGAAUGCUGCUGGCUUGCAGGCGAUGGGUAUGGGCUCCACACCAUGGAAGAUUGAGAGCGGAAUGACCCAGGGCGAAGUUGAAGCCGUCAAGAUGGCAAAUAAGAUCUGCUUUGGGAAAUGA